Molecule: messenger RNA, 3381 nt
Organism: Cylicocyclus nassatus
Lineage: Eukaryota; Metazoa; Nematoda; Chromadorea; Rhabditida; Strongylidae
Source: the annotation of a GenBank genome assembly
AUGUGUGAUUUGCUUCCUGUAAGUAAUCAAGCGACAAGGCGUCGUUUCUAUGGGAACAUCCACCUCCAAAAUAGCGGAAUGUUUGCGCAACAACCGCAUCAACAUCACAGUAUCUGGUCAUCCGGUGCAGUUCAGCCAUAUGGAGGCUCUGCGGGCGUUUUGCCGACGAUGAGCAGUCUACUCGGCGGCAAUGCAUCAUAUCUACCAAAUCAUCAACUAGAACUACAUCAACCAAAAGCUGAAUCGAUCCAAGGUUACGGUCAAUUGACAUGGUUAUCUGGCAAAGCUGGUCUGAUCACAUGCAAAAACAAAAUGGUCAUUUCAUUCCAGAUAAAAGAUUUCUGUGAUCAGAUGCUCACAGAUCUGACGUCAGUUCUACGCGUUGGCUUUACUCUUUCCUUCCAAGCAUCACUCAACGAAACCAACGAAUACACAGCAACACUAGUACAUCCACUUUAUGGACCUGAGGCCGAGCAAGUGUUUAUGAAUGCACCAGAAGUUGAUCUAGAAAAGGCUUGUCCUACACCACCAAAUUCGAAGGAUGCUUACUCGCCAGGAAUUGAAGCCAGAGCAAUACCAGCGCUCUUAGCCAUUUUUCAGCGUCAUGCCCUCACUCAGAUUCAGUUGAGCAGCUUGCACUCGCAAAUGUCAAACUGUGCAGACGACGAACUUUUUCGUUAUGUGGGCACUUCGUCACUGAAACGACGUCAAUUUGUUGAGCGUCGUACUCAUCUGUUUCGCCUGACACCAGAAGAUAAUAUCGCAUUACAGAGCCCAGCUAUAUAUCUAUGUGUGCUUCGCCUUGCGUCCUAUCUUCUACGUCGUGGUGGCGCAACAGCCAUUCAAAGCCUCUACGAUUAUUUUGUUGGUCCCGAGAUGGCACCAGAAGUACGCGAACAGAUUGGAGAAAGUCGUCAGGAGUUUCUCAAUCUGGUCGUUAGCCAUCCAUGGAUAUUUGCAUUGUUCCCGAAUCGUACUUACGUGUCAGUGCGCCGCAACUUGCCUCAUUAUGAUUAUCCUGGUUUUAUCAAACAGCACUUUCCUGAUUUGGACGUGCUGCGCCCGUCAUCCGCUCGCGGCUAUGGUCCCCGUCCAAUUGCCCGUUCAUUGUCUGCCCACCAGCCUUUAGUCCAGGCUUUAUCGAACAAUCGCACUGCAGCUGUGGCCGGUUCGCUAGUACAGGCCGCUGGUCGUCCAGUGUCGCUUUGGGACGGCAGAAGCGCUAUCCCACAGACUAUUGGAGCUAUGCAUAGUCCAGCAGAACAGCAGUGGAGCCCAGUGGACCCAAUGUUCUCACCAGCUUGGCCCACUCGCGCUUCUUCCAUUGGAGAACGUAUCCUGGCCGCAGCUCCACUAGGUGCUGGUGGAGUGAUAGGAUCGGCUCCAGGUGGAACCAUCGGACAGAACAAAAUAAUGGUAAACGUGGGAGUGCAAACUGAUCCACCGCGUGCCGAUUCUGGAACUUGCACUUGCGGUUGCACGUGCGGCGGACGCGGAGGAAUGUCUCGUGCCAGCGGUGGCUCUGCUAGUCCACCAAGUUUGGACAGCAUCAGCCCAUCGCUGCACGACCGUGUUUCGCCACCAGUGAACGGGAAUAAUGGAGCUACAAAUGGCAGCGGUGAAACCGCCGAUGCUCCACCAACAAUGCGCGCAUACGAUCUUUUCGGUACAACCGAUCUCUUUGCGGCUCGUCUCGGUUCGAUGCGCAUUAACUAGCUUGUAUGCAGUAGAUAUAUUAGAAAGCGUACCUCCUCUAGUUCGCAGCCAAGUGUGCCUUUCCCACAUUGUGUAUGCUUUUCGUUACGACCAUUUGCUACUUAAUGUCCACUUAUAAUUGAACGUCAUACGUGUUUUGCAUCGUCUUAUGUGUAGUCGUAUAUCGUUAUUGAGCAGCAGCUGCAGCAAAGCAUGCUUUUGUCUCUUUUUCCUCUCUCCCCUAUAUGCCUUUGUGCCGUUCUGUUGGCGGGUAGUGCGCGAGCUUAUAACUUAGUCUGCAGGGCGCUCGCGACUGCGCACAUAUAUACUCAGAUCCCCCCACUAACUUCUUUCAUUUUUUUUUCGUAGCAAGUAAGCCGUUUUGUUUUGGCAUUCUCUAGUAGCUUUAUCCCCCGCAUACUAUCUUUAAUCGUCAAAAAGCUUGAUGCGCUCUUGUUUAUCGCAUGAGAAGCAUCAGGCAACCCCUUUAAUGUCCCACCUCGUCCCUAUAUUUCCCAUAUUGGCGCCUCUAGUCGCGGCCCUUUGCCAUGCCCUACGGGCAGUUUUCCCUGAUAUCACUUAUGUACACUUGCUCAUGAAUUACCGUCUAAUCGGUGUACCGUUGUGCUUUAGUCGUAUCUCAUCAUGGUUCUCCAAAAAACAUAUUUGAAACUUGCUUUUGAUUUAUAUGUGGCACAAAUUUGCCGUUAUUCUAGCAUGUAUACGUCGCGUAGCGUUGCCACUUCUAACCUAUUCAUCACAUCAUCAUCAUCAAAUCCAAGUGUCGAUCCUAUAGUCAUAAUGGAAUCAUCGUGUACUUGAACUGACGCUCAAUAUUUGUACGUUCAAACUUGCUCUCCGAAAUUACACCUAAAUCGUGAUGUGAGUCCUGCUCUGCAAGCAACGACUUAUCCGAUGGUGUCUGUCUGAUUACGUUGUUAAUGGUUCUAAUCAAUUAUUCGAACUUUCCGUGUGCGUUCUUUUUUUACGACGAUAUGUUGUAGUCUGCCAUAGCUGGCUUUCGCCCCGUUGUUCUAUCCAGGCAAAUGUGUUUUUCAUGGGUUUUGCGGACAUUGAAGCAGUUGGCCAAGCGCAGCCAGGUUAGCAUUUUAUUCGAUCCCAAAGUGCUACAAUUGCCACUGCUUUGAGAAAGCAAGCUCAGAAUGUUGUAUUUUUGUUUACAUUUCUUUCAUUCUGUUUUUCAUUGUAUUUGUAUUUACAUUUCAUUUAACUCAUUUUCGGUUGCAAUCGUCAGUGAUUCAUGCAUCAGGUACCUUAUCCAUAUUCGUGUAUUAGCCGGCGCGUGGGUGUGCAUCUGCGUCUCGAACGCUCUGGGGAUCGCCAAAUAUCAUUUAAAAAAAAGCAAAUUGCAACCAAAAAUACCUCUCAUUCUUUCCGUGUUUCCAUUGAUCCCGAGAUGAGGAGCGUUUGGGGUGACGAUGCAGGGCGCGUUGGUGUCUCGUGAUUGCUGGUCACACAGGGGAGUCACCCUACUGUGAUGAUAUUUGUAGUUAGAUGUCUUUCUAUUGUCUCGACUACGCGUUCAAUAUGUUGAUCUGGACAUAAUAGCUAUUACCGUGUUGAUAUAUGCCCUUGCUGAAAUGGGUAAAUUUCUCUCUUAUCGGCUCUGCCUUUAUAAAUCACUUGUCACUACAGUAUGUCGUUAGCUUUACGCAAUCUGCAGCG